Epinephelus fuscoguttatus (brown-marbled grouper) is the source of this 1233-nucleotide messenger RNA. RefSeq names its product homeobox B6a (gene hoxb6a). Gene Ontology annotation, molecular function: DNA-binding transcription factor activity, RNA polymerase II-specific; RNA polymerase II cis-regulatory region sequence-specific DNA binding. Bases 226 to 1071 code for a protein of 281 amino acids. The transcript is spliced from 2 exons. Gene Ontology annotation, biological process: regulation of transcription by RNA polymerase II; anterior/posterior pattern specification. NCBI's taxonomy places the organism in Eukaryota, Metazoa, Chordata, Actinopteri, Perciformes, Serranidae. Gene Ontology annotation, cellular component: nucleus. The record is from RefSeq and is a predicted model, not a curated record.
CGGACUGUCGGCUAUAAAACACAACAAAUCAUAAAGUGCAGGCAGGGGAAGGCAGAGGAAGGAGGACGGGAGGGAGAACCGUUAGCCGUUAGCCUCCUUCUACUCCUCCUUCUUCUUCAUCGCGUGAACGUUGUUGUUGUGUUUGUUUCGUGCCCUCCUGUCCUCCCCUCUCCUCUUCUUCUCCUCUCCUCUCUUCUCCUCCGUCUCCUCUCCUACUUUCUCCCGAUGAGUUCCUAUUUUGUCAACUCCUCUUUCCCGGUGACACUACCGGGAACGGGUGCUGGCGGGCAGGCGGCGGCGGAGUCAUUCCUGGGUCAGAUCCCGCUCUACUCGUCGGGAUACGCCGCCGACCACCCGCUCCGGCACUACUCGGGGGCAGCAGCCGUUACCGCCGCCGCGGCCGUGGCGUAUGGCGCGAGCGGCGGCGGCGUGCACCAGGAGAAACCGUACUCGGCGUCCACUUACUACCAGCAGGCUGCGAACGGAGCGUACAGCGGGCACCGGGCGGCGCCAGGGGUCGGUGUAGGGGGCGCAACCGGGGCCGGUGCCUGCGAUUAUGCCACGGCAGCGGCGGCAGCGGCGGCUGCAGCUGCGGCCACGAGCUUCUAUCGGGACAAGGAGCACCCGUGCAGUCUGGAAGAGCAUCAGCUCGCGCUGAGCCAGGAAGGCAUGCACCGUAAAGCGGAGUGCGCGGGGCUGAGUGGGAAAGGGAUGUUCGGUGAAACGAUGGACGACAAGCUGCCGGCAUCAGCCCCCAUUUACCCGUGGAUGCAGCGGAUGAACUCGUGCAACGGGACCUUCGGCAGCCCCGGGAGGCGCGGGCGGCAGACGUACACGCGCUACCAGACCCUCGAGUUGGAGAAGGAGUUCCACUUCAACCGGUACCUCACGCGGCGGCGGCGGAUCGAGAUCGCGCACGCGCUCUGCCUCACUGAGCGGCAGAUCAAGAUCUGGUUCCAGAACCGGAGGAUGAAGUGGAAGAAAGAGAACAAGCUGAUUAACUCCUCUUCCUCCUCCUCCUCUUCCUCCACGGUGAACGGGACAGAGGAAGAGGAGAAACGGACGGAGUGAAAGAGGAUGGGAAAGACUGAUAAAAAAAAGAGGAAGAUGGAGGAAAAGACAUGCUGGUUAAUCCCUUCCCCUUCCCGUCUCAAAGUUCGUCGAGACGUUUGUCUGAUGUGAAAACUCUGGGAAAAAGUAGCCUACAUUUAAUUUAAUUUUAUUUUUUUACCU